Molecule: messenger RNA, 1050 nt
Organism: Aspergillus sclerotioniger CBS 115572
Lineage: Eukaryota; Fungi; Ascomycota; Eurotiomycetes; Eurotiales; Aspergillaceae
Exons: 1
Coding region: 1-1050 (349 amino acids)
Source: RefSeq, a predicted model, not a curated record
AUGCAGCACCUCUUGGCCCUCGAGUCCCGCAUCAUUGACCACCAUACAACCGCAACCGGGGGUGUAUGUUGGGCGCGCCAGCAUAGUAUUGCCCAACAGAUCAUGGUGCAGGAUAUCGGCAGGUACUAUCUUGAUGUGCUGCUAAGGCCCGAUCACCCGCACAACCUCAUCGCCUACCCGCAGCCGGCCAUUGACACGCGCACCUUGGACACGGAUGAAGCUCUGGCGCCAUUCCAUGUCCCACUCUCCAUGCACCGACCAUUUGUCUUUGAGAAUAGUCUGACAAGUUUCGUCCCCCUCAUGACAGAAGACAAACAGGGUUGCGACCACUUUCUUCAUGGCGUUGGCGGGACAAUUCAGGGGUUUGAUGAUUUCUGUGAGGUGUAUGCCCAGUAUCUGGACCGUCGCGGUGGCGUGCUUCCCUUUCGGUUUGGUCACCAUAUUGAUGCGGAGGGGCUUGCUCACGCGCACCCGGAGGUCUUCUCGAUAUACCCCAUCCCACUGCCCAGCACAUCGCACGUCCGCUUCAUGGUGCCCUGGAUUCCCCGGGCCACUCGAGGUAAUGGACCACGACUCGUCCUACAGCCUACCUUGGUUGUGCCGCGGGAUGCGUUGCCCACGGACCAAGACUUUACUGAGAUCACCGCCUGUGAUACCCGUGUCGAUGAUGAUGUCCACUUUAAAGAUAUGCAGCAUCAAAAUACACAGAUGACAGCAUACAGCAUUGGUCCCUGGGGGGCCCGUCACCCCUUACAUAAGUUUCCAACUUGGUCAGCAUGGCAGUCUGUUCAUGAUAUUAAUACACUCUCCGACGCUAUUGCUGGCCAACGCGACCACCAUGCCCUUGAAGUUAUCAUCAUCAAGAACAUUCUCUUCAGCACGGAUCCUACCAAUGCCGAUCUACGCUGGAAGCUGAUCAACCGGUCCCACAAGGCUGCUGCCGAGGUGGCCAAGCAUGCUAUCCAUGAUUUUAUCCAAGCUGAAGCUGCUCUGUUCCCGGAAAACAGCUUCUCAGGCAGCAGUCCCCACCCGCGUCUUAAAAAAGAGUAG